CAUUGGCACCAUCCAUUGGAUGUACUUUGCAUGGCUUGGUUGGAGCUCAUUCUAUAUCUCUGUUCCUUUUAACAAAGGAUGGUCACUUGAUUGAGAGAAGGCUGCACCAGAGGAAGUGGAGAUGGAUAGCUCAUGAAGGUCCAAAGGACCAACACUUAACAUCUAUCACACCUGCCACUCAAGACGAACUAAAUGAGAAGGUUUUCUCAUUGUUCUUUACUACAUCUAGUGGAUCCGUAUAUGAAUAUCAGCUUCCUAAACAUUCACGUACAUCUCAGGGGAAUGAAAUGCUAGAGCAGUGGGUGAAUCACAUGCAUCCACCACACUCAAAAACCGCAAUGGGAAUUCCAGGCCUGCUAUUGCAAGCUGGCAGGAUAGUGUUCCCACUAGAUGAUGGUAGGCUUGCAGAAUUACAUUUACCCGGCAUCGGUGGUGAAAGUUCUGGCCCAACUCAACAGCUCAAUGUGCGAAGAAAAACAUCAGUUAAUUAUGAAUGGUCAGUCUUAGAUGCCCCAGAAACUGAAGGAUGGAAUAAAGAGUAUUGCACUGAAGAACGAGGACCCUUGAAUUGUAUCGCAGGUAUAAAAGAUGAGUCAAUUUCCUCUGGAAUUACAAGGACAACAACAAGAAGGCGAAAGGGAAACCAAGCACAACAGAACUACCUAUAUCCAAGUACAUCAGAAAGUAGCCUCACUAAACCUUUUGACCAAAGUAACUUCCUUAUAAACUGGACUAAUACAAACUUUCACAUGCGAGUUAUGCAGGAAGGCAAAUCAUUUUUUCUCAUAACAGAUACUGGACUGACUUAUGAAAAUCUAUAUACUAAUAAUGUAUGGUUGUGGUUGAGGCAUGAGCACUCAACAAUUAUGAAAGGUACAGUAGGAAGCUACAAUGGGAGUUUGUUUCUGAUUGACAUACAUGGGAACUUACUUAUGAGAGAAAGAAGCAGCAAUAAGCUAGCAUGGAUUAACUGCACUGCCAUGAGAAAGGGAAGGCAAGUGAUUGGGGGUCCUCCAUGGGACAGAUUACCUGGACGAACAUUGAAAGUUACAGCUGAAGAUUCACUUUUCUUUGUGAGCAGAAAUGGAAGACUAGUUCAAUUUAUGGUUGCCUUGCGAAAAUUCAAGUGGAAAGACUGCCAAAACCCCCCAAAUACUAGAAUUGCAUGUAUAGUAGAUCAGGAAACCUUCCGUGAAAAUAUAGUGUUUGUUGUUGGGAAGAAUGGUCGGCUAUAUCAGUAUAACAAAGUGACAGAAUUGUGGCAUGAACACUAUCAGUCCCCACAUUUAGUUCUAUCGAGAUCGCCUGGAACUGCUAUGAGGCCAUCAUCUACAUCACUAACAGGUUCUCUAUACAUGACCUCAGAAGAUGGAGGACUUGUUGAAUAUCACUGGAAUGCAUUGGAUGGAUGGAACUGGGUGGAACAUGGAACACCAGACAAAAGUGUAACUCUAGUCAGCCCACCAGGUCCUUGCUUUGAAGGAAAUCAAUUGUUUUUGAUUGGAUCAGAUGGUGAAGUUUAUCUGAGAUACUUGGAACAAAGUACAUGGAAAUGGAAAAACUAUGGUUUCCCCUCUGUGGAAAAUAUGUCUGCUAAAGAUCAAAUGUUAAUGGAAGCAAAAUAUGUAAAGGAUGAAAUCUGCAUCAACGAAGAUAUUGUGGCUAGUAUCGUUAAGAACACACAAGACAUACAUAAUUUCAACAGAAAGUGCAAUGCAAAGGUGGCAUCAAUACGUCCAAUCCCAUUUUCGGAGAACUCAGUGAUCUUUGAGUUAAGAGAUGGAAGAUUGGCAGAAUUGAAACAAAUAGAUGGCACACAAUGGGAGUGGUCACGUAUCAUCAGGACUCCAACAAGCCUAUGUGCUGAAAGUUAUUGGACUGCUUUGGCAUCGUGAUGCUUCCUACAAACUCUUACACACCAAAAAAAAAAGAAGAAAUCAACCCAAAAACAAUCCAUAUGGGAACACUGUACAAAUACAUGGGGGUUGGUGGUGUCUUCUGUCAUGCUUUCUGGGCAGCAUUGUAAAAAGACUAAAAUACAAUAUAUGGGUGACUGGGUAUCAAGUCCCAUCUUUGGGUGUUUGUAAUCAUCAACUCAAAUUAAUAAAAUUGCUCUUUAGUGAUAAAAAAAAUCAAGCAAGAGCUGUACACUAUAUUAACAUGUCCUAAUCUAUUAGUUUCA
This is a messenger RNA of Nelumbo nucifera (sacred lotus), 2182 nucleotides long. RefSeq lists its product as uncharacterized. The record is from RefSeq and is a predicted model, not a curated record. Lineage: Eukaryota; Viridiplantae; Streptophyta; Magnoliopsida; Proteales; Nelumbonaceae.